AAAAAUAUAGUUAAGGUCCCCGCCGCCGAGACCAAGAUGGCCGCAAGACUCGGCGCCUUCCUCAAGAAUGCUUGGGCCAAGGAGCCAGUACUGGUCGUGUCCUUCUUCAUCGGGACCCUUGCUGUAAUUCUGCCCCCAAUCAGCCCCUACUUCAAGUACUCUGUCAUGAUCAACAAGGCCACACCCUACAACUACCCAGUGCCUGUCCGCGAUGAUGGGAACAUGCCCGACAUACCCAGCCACCCCCAGGACCCCCAGGGGCCCAGCCUGGAGUGGCUGAAGAACCUGUGAGCACCUCCACUGACCAAGGCCGGCCCUCUCUCGGCUCCCAAUAAAAAUGUGAAAACCAAAAAAAAAAAAAA
Molecule: messenger RNA, 362 nt
Organism: Cebus imitator (Panamanian white-faced capuchin)
Lineage: Eukaryota; Metazoa; Chordata; Mammalia; Primates; Cebidae
Product: NADH dehydrogenase [ubiquinone] 1 alpha subcomplex subunit 3
Exons: 1
Coding region: 37-291 (84 amino acids)
Cellular component (GO): mitochondrial inner membrane
Source: RefSeq, a predicted model, not a curated record